This is a messenger RNA of Eufriesea mexicana, 1683 nucleotides long. Its product is annotated as IQ and ubiquitin-like domain-containing protein. The record is from RefSeq and is a predicted model, not a curated record. The transcript has 6 exons. Gene Ontology annotation, biological process: flagellated sperm motility; cilium assembly. Bases 1 to 1683 code for a protein of 560 amino acids. Gene Ontology annotation, cellular component: motile cilium; acrosomal vesicle. Lineage: Eukaryota; Metazoa; Arthropoda; Insecta; Hymenoptera; Apidae.
AUGGUUUCUUGCCGUUCGGUAGAUGUGGAGGAUCGAAGAAUAAAGAAACCCUAUUUGGGAGGAUGGAAGAACAAAAUUACCCAAGUAGAAUAUUUAAAUGCCGAGUCCCAAACAGGUCCUCCGAGAAAGCCACUUAAACAGAAAUGCAGUAGAAAAGUACAAUAUAUUUCUUGGACAGAAGUAUUCACGCAAACACCGUGUCAUCAUCCAACGCAAAUGUCGCGACCUGACUGUUUCGUAUCGAGCGAAUCGGACAAGUACGUGACAUCGAAGCCGUAUGAAACAUACGACGAAAUGAUGAUACGACUGGAUUACGAUGGGAAGGCACGAAUUAUCCAAAGAAAUUACAGGAUAUACAAAUUGCUGAAGCGUAUCAAAGAAUAUGCGAGACGGUACCGCGAGCUGGUCGAGAAUUGCAAGCAGCACGAAGCGGAAAAAGUAUUAUUGUACAGGAAAAGACAUCGUCAGGAAAUUCUUCGAAGAAUCAAUCCCAGAACUCGGUUGGAUUUCGACAUGCUCUACGAGUUGGUGGAGAAAUGGCGACACGAUCGUCUCGAGUGUGCGAAGCAACGAUUCUUCAGACCCGCAAGGUGCGCGGAAAAUCAUGUGACAUUGGAGAAGAUGGUGGAGAUGUUGAAGGUGAUCGACCAGAAGAGACAGGCGGUGAAGAAGCGCUACAUGGACCGGAAACGCGUGAGAUUUGUCACGGUGAACUGCAAGCCUAUUUCGUGGCACGGUUACAAGAACAAACUCAUAGAGAUGGACACGAUGAGGAACCAAAAAGCGAGAGAAUUGAAGAUCCUUUACGACUCGUUGACGAAUUACAGCGUUACUCGAGGGGAACGCAUGGAGUUGCUCACGAUGCUGAAGAAAUCGUUGGAAGUGCACAACUGCGUGUCCGCGUUCGAUCUGAUAAGGCUCUUGGACCAAGAGUUAACCUACUUGGCAAGAGGGAUGAAAGACAUGCCGCUGGACUACUUCCGGGAGAGGGUAGUUUACAGUUAUUUGGACUUUGUGCGGAUGUCGCACUCGUGCUGUUGCACGAACAACGAUAAACACUUUUGCAAGAACGUGGAUGACGAGAAACUGCGGGAACCGAUCGAACCAUCCACGAGGUUAUGUCGCAGUUGUUUAAAAUUGAUUCCCUGUCACAGAUUCACCGUUCAUGGAAGGAUGAAGAGGCUGUUCACUUGCGUUGCUUGCACAUGGCUACGCGAACGAAAUAUCGCGCACGUCAACUACGAUCCUUACAUAUUUCUGCUGAAUUGCGUACGCUCCGAGGAGAAGAAAAGAGGAUCACCGUCGGCCAUUGCGUUUAUGAUGCAGAAACACGACAUGUAUUAUUUGGUGAACAAUAUCUGGCACGGCUACUCGGUCGUCAGUGAAAACAGGGAUCUGUUCUUGUUACGAGUCGUCCGAUAUGACGUAAAUAAGGAAUGGUCACCGUGGAAUUGCAUCAUUUUAACGGCUGACGAGGCUGACGUUCACUGCAGGAUCAAGGACCUCGCGAGCGUUUACUCGAAGCCACUCAUCGAGAAGAUCUUGUUGUCUCAUCAGUUAGCGAAAAACCACUUCGGGCACUUGAGGCAGUUCGAGAAGGAGUUUCGAGAAAAGUUUCAUCGGAUCGAGGACAAAGCGGUUUAUAAACCGGCGAUCAAAGUGGACGAUUACCUUUUCACUUGA